[Candida] anglica is the source of this 940-nucleotide messenger RNA. NCBI's taxonomy places the organism in Eukaryota, Fungi, Ascomycota, Pichiomycetes, Serinales, Debaryomycetaceae. The record is from the annotation of a GenBank genome assembly.
CUUAUACUUAACUAAUUGUUUCAUAAUUAGAAUCAAUUGAUUAUUCAAAUUAAAAAUAUAAUAUAGAAUGCAGAGACUCACAUCAUCUCUUAGACUUCUUUCACUUGCACAAGUAAGAACAUCUUUGCCAAUCAAUGCUAGAGCAGCAAGCAUUGUGCAACCAAGAUUGUUUACUACAACUUCAAUUAUUCAAGAAAAAUUGACUACCGAGAAGAAGACGAUUAAGAAGACUACCAAGAAAACUACCGGGGCUAAAACUGAAGUACAAAAGGCUAAGGAAUCGAAAAAGAAAUUAGCUGAGAAGGCAAAGGUUGCUGCUCAAAAGGAAAAGGCAAAGAAGGCUUCUGCUAAGGAAAAGGAAAAGUUGAAGAAGGAACAGAGCAAAGAAGCACUUCGAUUAAAGAAGAUUUUGAAGCGUCCAGGUCAUGUCAGUGCUUACAACAUGUUCACCAAGGAGACUAGAACAAAGGAUAACACAUUUAUUGAAUGUACUCAAAAAUGGAAUGUUUUAUCUGAUAAUGAAAAGGUAAGAUUUCAAGAACUUGCUGAUAAAGUAAAUAAGGAAAAAUUACAAAUUUACAAUGAAAAGCCUAAAUGUCCACCAAAUGGUUAUGCCCGCUUUUUACAAGAAAACUACAAUAAGGAUUUACCAAUUGGUGAAAAUGGGUCUCUAAUUGCCAAAAAAUGGCAAGCAUUGACUGCCGAAGAAAAGGCUUCUUGGGCUCCUGCACCAGAAUUGGUUGAAGCUUACAAAGUAGCAAAGAAAGAGUGGACUGCCAAGGUGAUUGCUAGUCACUCUCAAUAAACCUAUCGAUGAAAAAUGAAAUAUGGGCUGAAGUUUUACACUUCAAAUACUAAAAAAUUGUUGUUUACCUUUACAUACUUUUAUUUGUAUCUUAGUUUAUUGAAUAAAUUAUAUGUAAUAUUAAAUCUUGAAUAA